Molecule: messenger RNA, 871 nt
Organism: Papilio machaon (common yellow swallowtail)
Lineage: Eukaryota; Metazoa; Arthropoda; Insecta; Lepidoptera; Papilionidae
Exons: 1
Coding region: 29-643 (204 amino acids)
Source: RefSeq, a predicted model, not a curated record
UAAAAAAUUGCAAACAACCACAAUCAAUAUGGAUUUGUAUUUCUUUGUACUGACAUGUCUUUUGGUAUUACAAAUGUCACUGGUCAGUGCCUUCCUCAACCCAGCCAAUGAUGUCCGUAAGAUUACAAAAUGUAUUAAUAAAACUGUCAGAAAAUAUAAAAAUUAUUACUUGACUGCGAUGCUCCUUUACUUUGUAGUGGUCAUUUACCUUGGUAUGUACACUCCAUUAAUGAGUACACUAAAACUUAUAUUCGGCGGACAACAGGAUAAAUAUGAAAAAUUGAUUAUUGUCAGCAACAUGGAAAAAAUAUAUAUCAUGGGUGGAUUUUCUCUCUUCUUGUUCGUCGUGGCCUGCGGCGUCAGAAGUUUAAUUUCUUAUACUGCAAAGCUUCUAGAAUCAUCGGAGUACUCAAUAACAAAAAUAUCAAAUUUAUAUGGACCGAAAAAUAAAGGUUUUACACUCGAUAAUGCCAACAUACUGCCACAUCUGCUUCGAAUGACCAGAUCGACCUCAUCUAUUGGAGUGAAUAAAAUUUUAAAAGACCAAUUGAAGACGGUUAUCAAGAAUAUUGAGGUGAUUAAAAAUGACAGUAAAACUGAAUCAAGUGUAUAUGAUGAUCACUACCAAGCAACAAGGGCUUAAAGUUUUGUUAUUCAUCAAGUUUUAUUACUCAGUCCCGUUUUAUUUACGGCAGUCAUAGGGAACUAUUGCCUUACACGCAGGAAACGUUGCCAAGUAUUUGAGAAUUCUUUGGAAUUACGAUGGGUUGCGAGGCAAAAGGAAAUAUUCGGAAAGACAGGACCAUAAAAAUAAAAUGCUACGCUACAAAGGGGAAAAGAAACAUACCAAAUUGGAAUGUAUGUUAUUUCG